This is a messenger RNA of Lottia gigantea (owl limpet), 1698 nucleotides long. RefSeq lists its product as hypothetical. Gene Ontology annotation, molecular function: guanyl-nucleotide exchange factor activity. Gene Ontology annotation, biological process: intracellular signal transduction. The coding region runs from base 1 to 1698 and encodes 565 amino acids. The transcript is spliced from 12 exons. The record is from RefSeq and is a predicted model, not a curated record. NCBI's taxonomy places the organism in Eukaryota, Metazoa, Mollusca, Gastropoda, Lottiidae. Gene Ontology annotation, cellular component: cytoplasm.
AUGUUGUCAGGUCGCAGUAGAUUAAAAGUAUUAACAGAGGGUGAUCAUGAUGAAAAUGAAGAAUACUAUACAGCAAGUCCUAUUGAUCAGGCUGCACUAGAAGAAGUCAAACGAGAAAGAAAAAGAAAGAAAGUAACUAAAGAAUUAUUUGAAACUGAAAAGGCUUAUCUUCAUCAAUUAGACCUUAUACAUAGAUUUUUUUACUUUCCAUUACAAUUUGCUUGUUUGAUAUCAGAUGAAGCUCACAGUAGAAUAUUUAGUAAUUUAGAACAGUUGAUAGAUGUCAAUCAGAAACUAUUAGAACAGAUGAAUCAGACCACUAUAGGACAAGCCUUUCAUCAACUUGGACCCUUUCUUAAACUCUAUUCUAUGUAUGCUAAUAAUCAUGAACAAGCUGUAUCCACUCUUCAGGAGUGUUUAAAAAGCAACAAGUUUUCUGAAUAUUUACAAAAACAAGAAUCUAGACCUGAAUUACAAGGGUUAAAAUUAAAUGCCCUUUUGAUUACUCCAAUACAAAGAGUUCCAAGAUAUAAAUUAUUAUUACAAGAAUUAGUUCAAUGUACAACAGAAGAUAAUCAUGAUUAUAAUAAUAUAUCAGAUGCUGCUAAACAGAUGGGAGAAAUUGCUUCACAUAUCAAUGAACAUAUUAGGCAACAUGAAAACUUUCAGAAAAUGUUAUCUAUACAAAAUAGUUUUGACAGCUCAGCUCCUAAAUUAAUGGCUCCUGGUAGACAGUUUGUCAAGGAAGGACCACUAAAUAAGGUCUCUCGAAAAGGUGGAAAAUCUCAUGAAAGAAUGUUUUUCCUGUUUUCUGAUAUAUUAUUAUAUGGCAAACCUAAAUUUAUUGAAAGUGGUAAAAGAUCAUAUAAUUGUUGCUGUGUUUUUCCACUAAAACAUUGUAAAGUAGACAAGAUGUUUGCUCCUGAUAGUACCAAUACUCAUAGUGGUGGAAUGUUUAGUUUAUCAUGUAAAGAAGAGGUGUUAUUACUAUAUUCUGAUAAUCAAGGUGAAGCUAGUGAUUGGGUUGAUGUCUUAGAUAAAUCUAUUAGGAAAUUAUGUACAGACAGACAAACAUUACGUAAACCCAGUAGUAAUAAAAUACCAUUACGUGGUAAAUCAUUACGUAAACAUCGUAAAUUUCAGAAGAAAAAUGACCCUAAGAAUACAAUACCAAGAACACCUUUACGUCCAAUGGUAGAGGAAGAGGAGACCUGUUCACCACAAUUAGACAGACUUCAACCAGUACGUCAACAACUUCAAUUACUGUAUGAUAACAGUGAUAUCACAAAAUGUUUAUCACCAGGUAAAACUGGAGCUGUAGAGUGCUCACCUGAAUCUGAUAUAUGCUCACAACUGCAAGAAGAUUCAUUUACGAUAGCAGAUAGUGCUUCAUGUAUAGAUUUACAUGCUGAUGUUGAUUUAGAUGAUUUGCCAGAUGAUAUAUCUGUAGCAACUACCAGAAGUCAGGACCAUCGUAGUGCCUCGCUACCAUGGCAAAUACCUUCUGCAUCAUCAACUACUAGUACCAGAAGUAGAACACUUAAUUCUAGAUUAAAGGCAUAUGUACGCAAACCUUGGCAAAGAUUUCUGGCAGUGAAGAAAGUUAUUGGUCAACAAGAGAAUUGCUCACCAUUUAGAAGACGUACCAGAACUGCUUCUAAAACUGCUUAUGGAGCUCAUCUACCCCAAAGAAAGUAG